Molecule: messenger RNA, 1937 nt
Organism: Doryrhamphus excisus (bluestripe pipefish)
Lineage: Eukaryota; Metazoa; Chordata; Actinopteri; Syngnathiformes; Syngnathidae
Gene: rab2a
Product: RAB2A, member RAS oncogene family
Molecular function (GO): GTPase activity; GTP binding
Source: RefSeq, a predicted model, not a curated record
GUGACGUCAGGCUGAGGCUCUGGCUGUUUAUUGUUCCUUCAGCGCCGACUGGGAAAACAGUCAAAGCAGCUGACAACCAUCUUUUUCACGCGGUCUCCGGUCGGUUGUACAAAGUUGUGAUAGUUUAGACAGCAGACUCCACACACCGAGGGCCAUGGCAUACGCUUACCUCUUCAAAUACAUCAUCAUCGGAGACACAGGUGUGGGGAAAUCGUGUCUAUUACUACAGUUCACAGACAAGAGGUUUCAGCCUGUUCAUGACCUCACCAUCGGUGUGGAGUUUGGAGCCAGGAUGAUCACUAUAGACAGCAAACAGAUCAAACUGCAGAUCUGGGACACGGCUGGCCAGGAGUCAUUCCGCUCCAUCACCAGGUCUUACUACAGAGGAGCAGCGGGGGCACUGCUAGUUUAUGACAUCACAAGGAGGGACACCUUUAACCACUUGACCACCUGGUUAGAGGAUGCUCGCCAACAUUCCAACUCCAACAUGGUCAUUAUGCUCAUUGGCAACAAGAGUGACCUGGAGUCUCGGAGAGAGGUAAAGAAAGAGGAAGGGGAAGCGUUUGCCAGAGAACACGGCCUGAUAUUCAUGGAGACCUCAGCCAAGACUGCCUCCAAUGUAGAAGAGGCUUUCAUCAACACAGCCAAGGAGAUUUAUGAGAAGAUCCAGGAGGGGGUUUUUGAUAUCAACAAUGAGGCUAACGGUAUUAAGAUCGGACCCCAGCACCCAACCACCAACUCAACACUGCCCGGCAGCCAGGGGGGCCAGCACGCCGGUGGCGGCUGCUGCUGAAGCUCCUGGAAAACACACGACCUCUCCUCCUCCUCCUCCUCCUUUAACCCCUCGCCCCACCCCACCCCCCCCAGCCCGCUCUGUUGGCAGAACUGUCCAGGCUCAGUUCCAGUUUAGUUGUCUCUACAUGCUGUCUGUCAGCCAUCACAUCCUCUGUGUCUUUCUUCAUCUUUACUCACUCGGCCAUCGCUGAGGCUCCCCCCAGGUCAGCCUGACCCCCCACCCACAGAAGUUGUUGGUUUUUAACAGUUUUACUUUUAAGAAUGACACUUGUCUGGAUAACAGAUGGUGAUAGCGGGGAGGGAUUGUCCAUCCGUAGUCAAUAAAGCCAAGCACGGAAUGAAGCAUGUGUUGCCUGUACACACACGUACACGCAUACAUACAGUACGUAUAUCUCCAGGUUUGGAAGGAAGACCAUGCAGCACAUGGGUAGCAAGGCAUGCUUGGACAUGUGUGUGUAUAUGGGGAUGAUCUAGGCAUUCCGAUGAAGUCAGCCUUUCAAAUGACUAGCCUCUCUGGGUUGCUUUGCACCUUCCUCCUCCUCUUUGUCGUCCGCUCCCCUUGCAGUGGAAAGGUAUUUCAUGAACACUAAAGGUUUUCAAUGGUCCUAAAAGAUGGAUGCUCGUGGAGCGAUAGGAAAGAGGUAAAGUGUGAAAGUGAAAAAGGGCGAGAAAUGACGCGCUAUUCCGUGUACUGUAUAUAUGGCUCCGAUGAUAGAUGUCGCUAGCUUCUUUGAGGGUAAAAGAGUGACACUUGGCAUGCUGUGGCGUCAACGUCUGGCACCGGGGACGCGUGGACCCUCUGGGAACUUCACGCAGCUCCUCAUUGAAAGCCAAAGGGGACGGGUGGUGCCCUUUAGAAAUGACAAGCGUGAAUGAUAACCGGCUGUUAACAAGAUCAUGGCCAGCCCUUUGGAGAGUAUCUGCUAGGAGGAGAAGCCACCAACAUGUCAAGGCCAGCUUCCGCUACCGCCAUCAAUAGUCAGCAGAUAUAUAACCUCUUGGUUUUCUUUGUUUUGCAAUGUAAUUGGCAUCAUUUCACUGUUUUGCUUUUGUUCUCUCCCUCCCUAGCUUCUUGUCGAUUUGAAUUGCCAAAAUAGCAUGUUUACCUGUGUUGGCUUCAAUAAAGGAGGGGGGAAUAAUGA